Cantharellus anzutake is the source of this 2670-nucleotide messenger RNA. RefSeq lists its product as uncharacterized. Gene Ontology annotation, molecular function: protein binding. The coding region runs from base 204 to 2309 and encodes 701 amino acids. The record is from RefSeq and is a predicted model, not a curated record. The transcript has 2 exons. NCBI's taxonomy places the organism in Eukaryota, Fungi, Basidiomycota, Agaricomycetes, Cantharellales, Hydnaceae.
ACCCUAUCGAUCGCCUCACCAUCGAUCUUUCGGACGAUGCUAACCUGCAUGACUGUUCUAUCUACAUCCAAUCACAACUACACGAACUGAAGGACGUGCAUCCUGGUUUGGAAGAUGGGAUCGGGGAAGAAGAUACAUUAGUCCAAAGCAUACGGGAGCGGGCGGGCGGCCUGUUCAUUUGGAUCAGUACUGUCUUUGAUUACAUGAAGGUCAGCAGUAGUGAUGCUGUGAAGAUGCUGAAGAACCUGCUGGAUGAAGAUCUCAACCGAUCAAAGGCAUCCGCUGAGGAAAUGAUGGAUAGGCUGUAUGCGAGUAUUUUGGAGAAGUGUAACUGGAACGAUGAUGAUUUCGUGCAUGACUACUCGAUCGUGAUGGGAGCAAUUUUAAUUGCACAGAAGCCACUGUCUGUUGCGGCCUGGGAUGCUAUCCUCUCACCACUGCUGGAGUCGGAUGUCCGAUAUACAUUAGCUCAACUUUCACCUCUCGUCUCAGGAAUAAGGGAUCCUGGCAAGCCAAUUCGUAUUCUGCACCAAUCCUUUCGUGACUUUCUCAUGGACCGUGUUGAUCCACAAUCACCCAUACUUGGUCGAUUUGGAGUGGAUGCGAGGAGGGAGAACAAUAGAGUGGCCCUGCGCUGCAUCGAAAUCUUGAAUAAAGAUCUUCCCACUAUGAAGGAUUUGGGGCUGAUUGAGGACUUACCCCAAAAAGCUAAGCUGCCCCCCAUUCCUCAAGAAGCGCUGUCUGAACAUGUCCAUUACGCAUGUCGGCAUUUCAUGCAUCAUCUCAACCAAACUCAGGAGCCACUGGAGGUGCCCAAUGGGCCUAUUCACGCAUUUCUCAACAAGCAAAUAUCGCGCUGGGUGGAAGUCUGUGUGAGGACAGAAGGGUAUAUCAGUAUAUCAUUGUUCCCUGAAUGGGCCAAGUUGAACGUUGAUCGGGCCUCCAAAGAAGUCAUUCACAUGUUGGUCAAAGUGUUUGGCAAUGUGAAUGGGAAUCUUGCAUUCUUUUUAAGAUUGCAGGAGGCAUAUGAGUUGGCAAGUGAUUCGGUUGCACUGUGCCAUUCCCUUGUGUCUGUGGACUCAGAGUCCUACACCCCGGAGCUGGCUCAAGCACUCUGGAAUCUUUUUGUAUCACUCACCAACCUUGGACAACAUUCUGAGGCACUCACGGUGAUUGAAGAAAGUGUGCAACUCUGGCGUGAGCUAGUUGCCAUCCAUCCAACAUCAUACACCCCAGAUUUGGCUGGAGCGCUCCGGAAUCUUGGAGUAUCACUCGACAAAGUUGGACGCCAUUCCAAGGCACUCACAGCGAUCGAAGAAAGUGUGCAACUCUGGCGUGAGCUAGUUGCCACCCAUCCAACAUCAUACACCCCAGAUUUGGCUGGAGCGCUCCAGAAUCUUAAAGUAUCACUCGACAAUGUUGGACGCCAUUCCGAGGCACUCAUGGUGAUUGAAGAAAGUGUGAAACUCUGCCGCGAGCUGGUUGCCACCCAUCCAACAUCAUACACCCCAGAUUUGGCUCAAGCGCUCCGGAAUCUUAAAGUAUCACUCGACAAAGUUGGACACCAUUCCGAGGCACUCAUGGUGAUCGAAGAAAGCGUGCAACUCUGGCGCGAGCUGGAUGCCACCCAUCCAACAUCGUACACCCCAGAUUUGGCUCAAGCACUCCGGAAUCUUCAAGUAUCACUCAACAAAGUUGGCCGCCAUUCCGAGGCACUUACAGUGAUUGAAGAAAGUGUGCAACUCUGGCGCGAGCUAGUUGCCACUCAUCCAACAUCAUACACCCCGGAUUUGGCUGGAGCGCUUGGGAAUCUAGAUGCAUCCCUCACCAACCUUGGAAGACAUUCUGAGGCACUCCUUGUGAAUGAAGAGAGUGUGAAGCUCUGGCGCAAGUUGGUUGCCACCCAUCCAGCAUCAUACACCCCAGAUUUGGCUCGAUCUCUCCGGAAUCUUAAAGUAUCACUAGACAAAGUUGGACGCCAUUCCGAGGCGCUCACGGUGAUCAAAGAAAGUGUGCAACUCUCACGCGAGCUAGUUGCUGCCCAUCCAACCCCAUACAUCCCAGAUUUGGCUCGAGCGCUUGGGAGUCUAGAUGCAUCACUUACCAACCUUGGACAACAUUCUGAGGCACUCCUUGCAAAUGAAGAAAGCGUGAAGCUCUGGCGCGAGCUAGUUGCCACCCAUCCGGCGUCAUACACCCCAGAUUUGGCUCGAGCGCUCGGGAAUCUUGUAAUAUCUCUUGACAAUCUUGGACGCCGUUCUGAGGCGCUCCUCGUAAGUGAAGAAAGGCUCAGACUCCUGCACCAGUAGUUAUCAUUUAUCUGAUAUCAUCCACUCCGGGUUCGACAUGAUCAGUCUGCAGUCUCGCUACCGUGUGUUUUUGGCGUAGCCUUGGUAAUGUAGACUCCACCUGUUUUCAUGCCUAGGGCCGCGGGUCAGGAGCCAAUAUUAUACUAUCACUGACUUCAUUCCCAAUCCUCUGAUGCUUGUACAUGUCUUGGAAGAUGCAAGAAGCGAGCAUGUCGUCAACCCCAUGUAAGCGUCCGGAGUUAUAUGUAUAUCACGCGGCGUGUCCGGGACAAUCACCCAGUUUGAAUACCGGUCCACAAGGCUGAACUCUGCUUCACCAUCGUUAUAUCCCCAUCAUCCCUCCCCGAGACAUACGGAAACA